This is a messenger RNA of Lepisosteus oculatus (spotted gar), 2070 nucleotides long. RefSeq lists its product as uncharacterized. NCBI's taxonomy places the organism in Eukaryota, Metazoa, Chordata, Actinopteri, Semionotiformes, Lepisosteidae. The record is from RefSeq and is a predicted model, not a curated record.
UUUGAAUUUUAAAUUUAAUAGUGGACUUUUUCAGAUUCAUGUAAAACAAGUGGGAAUUUUUAAGCAUGACCCAGUAUUCCCUGAAGAUAAGGCACUAGUUUAAAGACGAUGAGGAUUAUGAUGAUAAAGCACUAUCUGAACCUUACUUUUUUAUUAAAAUCUCACUGUCCCGUUCCCCAAUUACAAAUACACACCUUGUAAAAAGAUUACAUUAUUCCAUGUCCUAUUCUAUGCUUUUAAUGCAUUUUUACUUUCAUAUUGUGUAACGGAAAUCUGAAAGGUAAGAUUUUUAAAAUAAAUGAAUCUCUAGAAAGCCUGACGUGAAUACAACGACAUGGACUCUUUUAACAUUUUCUUUCGCAAUUAUAAAUCCGUAUUUACAAGCCUGCUGCGCCUCAGCCACAACGCAGUUCAUUGCAACUCAAAAAGUUCAGAAACGCAAGUUGUUAAUAAAGAACUAGAGGAAACUGAAAUGUGAAGGCAAACAUAUCUCAUUAUAAAAUUCGUAUUAUACGCCAUAAGGCUUCAUAUCCACGAAGCUCUUUAAAGUAUCAGGUUUGUAGCUGCGUGCGGUAUCCUUUAUGACGUCAUACACGAACGUUCGGAACCAAAGAUUCCAAACCCGGAGCGACGCAGUUCGGCCGCAUUCGGCUACGAGCUCCCGCUCGGACCGGACGCAGGGGACAUGUUUCCUUUGCUCAUUAAACUCGUGGUCUGUAUUCUGGCGUUAUUUACGCUCGACAACAGACUGUUCCAGCUCGCCGGCAGAUUUCCUGCCGUCUUCAAGCUCUCCGGCCAUGGCGCCCCAUGCUUGGGCGUCGACCACGACUCGGCUGGCCUGUCGAGUCUACUUCGCUGGCUGGAGAAACCUCCGAUUCGCCCUCCUCGCCUUGCACCGCCUGGCCUGGACCCCCCAGAACCAGGACCGGAAUUACCACACGACAUGAAAAAAGACACCAUCUUCCAGCACCUCAACAUCGGCACGGAGAGGGCGUGGCGCGUUGUCGCCUGGUGUCAUCUCGUCGCUCUUCUGACUCUGUGGACAGCGACCAUGAUCCUGGCCUUCAGAGGAAGGUCCUCCCCUGACCUCGACCCGGCGCCCUCUUGCCCCUUGGCCCCCUUACCCCCAUCCUCUCUCGCCCCCAGACUGGCGGCCCCCCCAUUCUACAGGUUCUACCCCUGCUGGGACCCCCCUGCCCAGUCCAGCGCCCCCAGGGUCUCUUGCUCUCCUCCCCCUCAGGCCCUGCUCUCCGUCGCCUGCCUCCUCUGCUCUGUGCGUCUCCCUCCCUGCCGCCCCGCUGCCCUGAGCUCUUCUCUCUCUCUCACCCUCUCCCUCCGCUGUGCCCUGAAGCGGCUCCAGGGGACUGUCCGCACCCCCCCCCUGUCCCGCCCUGGCCGCCCCUCUCCCCUGCUGCCCCUCCCCCCUGCGCCCUCGCGGCCUCGUUCUCUCUGCCCCCUGGCGGCUGGGGCUGUCUCACUGAGGCUGCCUCCCCCGUCCUCAGCCUUCCUGCCCCGAUGCGUCCGGCUCGACCCUUUCCCUCCUCCGGCGCCCCUCCCUGACCCCGCGGUGCUCCGGAACGGCCCCCAGCUCUGCCUCUUCUCUCCGGACUGUGGGGCCCCCAUGGAGUUCUGGGAGCUGGAGGGGGAGAGCGCGGAGCCCGGUCCCAGUGGGCGUGUCGAGGAGAGCAGGGCAGCGUGGGAAGGAGGCGCGAGACGGCUGGACCCCCUGAACACGGAGCUGGAAGGGCUGUGGGACGGACUGGGCUUCCUGUGGGACAGGGACAGCAGCGACCCCUGCUGGUGGAGCGUGGAAGAGUGGGAAAUGGGCUGACUCACCAUCUGCCUGACAGACCGAACUCUUUCACGGAUUCAUGGGCCUGGCUUUUGGACUGACACUUAAAUUUGUUUUUAUAUAUAACCUUAACUUUUAAGUUAACAUUUAGGGAACAUUUAAUUCAUACUUGUUUAACCUUAAAAUUUCAAUGAACACCUGGUUAGAUUCAAGUAAAGUAUUUAGUUCUAAAAUGUUAAUUUUGCCUCAAUUAUUAAUUAUCUUUCUUUUCAACGUCA